AUGUUCAACACGAAAGAUGGUUUUCUUGAGGCUACUGUGCGAGGAUGUGUGGGAGGAUUCCUUCGUACGGAAGACUACUCGAAUUUGCAACAAUGUGAAACAGUGGAGGACAUAAAACUUUACCUGACUAGUACAGAUUAUGGUUCUUUACUACAAAAUGAAGCAUCCCCAACACAUCCAUCUUUAAUUGUACGGUGUUGUUUGAAAAAGAUAGUCCAAGAUUUUAGUUUUUUCGAUCUGGUGAAGGCAGCAGAACCACUAUCCACGUUUCUGCAAUAUUUAAAAUAUGGAUACAUGAUAGACAAUAUUGUAUUGAUGGUCACAGGUGCAAUGCAUGAAAGAGAAGUAACGGAAUUACUAGAUAAAUGUCACCCACUUGGAAUGUUUGACUCCAUUGCAUCCCUUGGGGCAGUGAGCAAUUUAAGAGAACUUCACCGAAUUGUCCUUGUAGAUACACCGAUUUCUGCGUAUUUUGGUGAAUGUUUCCGUGAUGAGAAUCUUGAUGAAGUAAAUAUAGAAAUUUUGCGAAACUCUUUGUAUAAGGCAUAUUUAAAAGAUUUUUUCAGACUAUCACAGAUGCUCGGCGGAUUGACUGCGGAGGUCAUGAAGGAGAUCUUAUGUUUUGAAGCCGAUCGACGUGCAGUGAAUAUUACAAUUAAUUCUAUCGGAACUGAACUUUCUCGGGAUGAUCGACAAAAAUUAUUCUCUGAUUUUGGUCAUAUGCAUCCCGAAGGUCAACGAGACCUCGCCCUAUGCAGAGAUUUUGAGCAAGUUGUAUCCGUUAUAGUCAAUAGUACAUACCAAAAUAUUUUGCAGAAGUCCACAAGUGAAGAAAUGAAUAUAGACAAGGUAUUCUACGAAACAGAAGUUAUGAAGUGUAGCUCUAUGUUUGCGCAACAGUUUCACUAUGGUAUCUUCUAUGCAUAUUUGAAACUCAGAGAGCAAGAGGUCAGAAAUCUUAUGUGGCUAUCUGAGUGCAUUGCGCAAGAUCAAAAGUAUAGGAUAGUUGAUGGUGUCAUUAGUAUUUUUUGA
This is a messenger RNA of Bathycoccus prasinos, 1032 nucleotides long. It is a transcript of the gene ATP6V0D1, whose product is annotated as V-type proton ATPase subunit d 1. The record is from RefSeq and is a predicted model, not a curated record. Bases 1 to 1032 code for a protein of 343 amino acids. The transcript has 8 exons. Gene Ontology annotation, cellular component: vacuolar proton-transporting V-type ATPase complex; proton-transporting V-type ATPase, V0 domain. Gene Ontology annotation, molecular function: proton-transporting ATPase activity, rotational mechanism. Gene Ontology annotation, biological process: vacuolar acidification; proton transmembrane transport; vacuolar transport. Lineage: Eukaryota; Viridiplantae; Chlorophyta; Mamiellophyceae; Mamiellales; Bathycoccaceae.